AUGGACCACGGAUCGAUGGGCGGUUCCUCGGCGGACUGCAAAAUGUCCAUGCUCUGGAACUGGUACACAAUCGACGCUUGCUUCCUCGCCGAAUCGUGGCAGAUCAAAAACGCCGGCAUGUUCGCCGCCUCCUGCAUCGGCGUCGGCGUCCUGACCGUCUUCCUCGAAAUCUUCCGCCGCCUCGGCAAGGAAUACGACGCCCUCAUCCAGCGCCAAUUCCAGGCCCGCGCCGCCGAGCUGCAAUCCCGCAUCCCCAAAGAAACCUCCUCGUGCUGCGACUCCGAAUCCACCCCUACUGCUGCCGUCGUCGCGGCUUCCCAAACCCUCGUCUUCCGCGCCUCCCCGCUCCAACAACUCAUCCGCUCCGUCAUCCACGCCGCCACCUUCGGCCUCGCCUACAUCGUCAUGCUGCUCGCCAUGUACUACAACGGCUACCUCAUCAUCUCCAUCAUCAUCGGCGCCGGGCUCGGCAAGUUCCUGUGCGAUUGGCUCGUCGUGCGGGUUACCCUCGAGGCGCCCACGGCGCUGCCGACGACCCCGACCGCUCGCACCACGCCGAAAGCGCCCGGUAUCGAGGAACCUAGCGUCUGCUGCGGUUGA
Molecule: messenger RNA, 600 nt
Organism: Colletotrichum karsti
Lineage: Eukaryota; Fungi; Ascomycota; Sordariomycetes; Glomerellales; Glomerellaceae
Product: high affinity copper transporter
Exons: 2
Coding region: 1-600 (199 amino acids)
Biological process (GO): copper ion transmembrane transport
Cellular component (GO): membrane
Molecular function (GO): copper ion transmembrane transporter activity
Source: RefSeq, a predicted model, not a curated record